Messenger RNA from Patiria miniata (bat star), 1269 nucleotides. RefSeq names its product putative nuclease HARBI1. NCBI's taxonomy places the organism in Eukaryota, Metazoa, Echinodermata, Asteroidea, Valvatida, Asterinidae. The record is from RefSeq and is a predicted model, not a curated record. The transcript has 5 exons. The coding region runs from base 301 to 1188 and encodes 295 amino acids.
UCCUGAUCCUCUUCCAUCAUGCCCAUCCCCAACCCUACCUUCAGCCUCCCUUCCUGCCUUGGACAGUGAGCCAUGGUCGCUUCGCCAUUCUAGUUUUCAUGGAAAUUGCCCGUCACGAGCAUGGGCGUCACAAGAAUUUUUUUUUUUUAUAUAUAGAAUGGAGCAAAAUUCUCGCCAGAAAGCAUGCAGCGAAGGGACUGAGAAAUCACUGGCCGUGGAAAACUUGAAAAGGGAGGCCGGUGCUCCCUCGACGCUUUGUUCAAGACAGCAAUACCAAGGCCUAUUAUUGUAUAUAGCCGCAUGAUUUGUCGAAGCAAUGCAAUUUCUCCCUACAUGCAAACACUGGCAACUCUUCGUUUCCUUGCAACGGGAUCCUUCUACACCGUUCAUGGUGACCUCCAUGAUGUGAGUGUGCCUUCAGUGUGCCGCAUAGUCCAACGUGUGGUGGCUGCUUUAUCAAGAUUGGCACCAGCAGAAGUAAGGUUUCCUGUCCGGCCUCAAGAUGUAGCGCUCACCAAGCAUGAGUUCUUCCAGCUUGCUGGGUUUCCCAAUGUGGUUGGUGCACUAGAUUGCACACACGUCCGUUUAUACGGAGCACCAUUAGGAGAGAACGAACAUUUGUACGUCAACAGGAAGGGAUACCACAGUAUCAACGUUCAGGCAAUCUGUGAUGCCAACUACAGGAUCACUAAUAUUGUAGCCAGAUCAUAUUGUAUGCUAUCAUCUACGGGAGCAUCAUCAGAGAGAGGUUUGACAAUGGAAGAACUUGUCAUAAAUGAUACAACUACUGGUUUUAUUUUGUUCAGACUCAACGGUGUGCUGGUGGGAGACACUGGGUAUGCCUUACGGCCAUGGCUGAUGACGCCUAUUCUUGCACCAACGACUAAUGCUGAAAGGCAUUACAACAGGAGUCACAGAAAGGCGAGGGUCACUGUUGGACAAACGUUUGGCCAACUGAAGCGAAAUAUCCCAUGCUUAUCGCUGGGAAUGAGAGUGUCACCUCAACGAGCCUGCAUCAUAAUCAGGGCUUGCUGUGUCCUCUUCAACCUUUCCAAGGAGUUUCGUCAGCCUGAGCUGGAUGACACAGAUGAUUUGGAAGCAGAUGAUGAUGAUGAUGACCUCCCGUAUGAUGGUCCAAUCCAGGAUGGCUGUAUCCAGCGUGACUUGUUGGUGAACACCUAUUUUUAGAAACAUCUUGAAGAACGCUCUCAGAAGGUUGGAGAUGAGGAGGUAAUAGUGACAGGAAUUGAGAGGACUGUACAGUCAAGC